This is a messenger RNA of Bipolaris maydis ATCC 48331, 829 nucleotides long. RefSeq lists its product as uncharacterized. The record is from RefSeq and is a predicted model, not a curated record. NCBI's taxonomy places the organism in Eukaryota, Fungi, Ascomycota, Dothideomycetes, Pleosporales, Pleosporaceae. Gene Ontology annotation, biological process: mitochondrial respiratory chain complex II assembly. Gene Ontology annotation, cellular component: mitochondrion.
AAGGAGUUCAGAUGGCAAGAACAGGUUCUGCCAAAGACAUACGACUUCCGUUGCCACUCAACGGGUUCCGAUUGGUUCCGUCGGCUACAUGCCCAAAGCUACAUGAACAAAAGCUGUUUGCCUUUUUGCCUCAUCGCAACCACGACCGGCUAUACGUACAUACAUAUAUAUCAAGAAACUCGGUGCAAGUCACUAUUGUCGCAAAGAUCGAACCAUACCCGCCUCACCACCUACCAUAAUGUCUACCGCGAUGCGCGUCUUGGUGCGCCUACCUCGGCAGCUGUCCAGGCGGUCGUUUGGCAUGUCUGCACGCGCCGCACAGUCACCGUUUGGCUCUGGACCUUCGCCCCCACGCCUGCCCAAGGAGGAGCAAGAAAUGUUCGAGAAGCUGCAGAAACAAAGCACCGGUGCCUUUAGCACGCCCAGAGGGAGCGAGGAAGAAGCAGCGCCGUCGUCCAAAGCAAACAUUCGCAUGCAAAUCAAUCAGUCGCCCGACUCAUCAGCAGAGCCAGAGAUUAGGUUCGAGAACGGCAAAGAGAUCAAAAAGGGAGAAGAGUUUCACCCCAACAUGCGAAGAGGCGCACCGCCAGAGUUUGAGGGCGAUGUCAAUCCCAAGACUGGAGAGGUGGGGGGACCAAAGAAUGAACCAUUGAGAUGGGGACACGCCAGCGACUGGAGCUACAACGGAAGGGUGACUGACUUUUAAUCGCGCAAAAGCAUGAAGGAUGGAAGAUGGGACGCUUGACGCGACGUGCAGGAAGUCAGUAGAUAUAGUAAGUAAGCGUAGUAUCAAUUAACUAGUCGAUAAAGUUAUUGUUAUGCUUGGUUG